UUAUCGCGAUUGACAGUUGAACAUCAUUUUGUCACAUCAUUCUGUCGUCAUCAUUCGCAAUAUUUGCAUAUCAAUUCAUUAUAAUCAAAGCUCAUCGAAUUCUGAAAUUUUCAAAUGAGUUUCAAUACAUCGCGAAAAAAUAUCAAAUUGAAUUGAAGUACUGAAUUAAUUAUUUCAAAAGGACUAAAAUUAUGAAAUGAAUUUCACUGAACAAUAUAGAGCAAGGACUCUCGCAUUUAUUAUGCCUCCGAACGAGAGUGCGAUCUCAGGAUGGAAAGGACACGCUCUUCGGAUUACGGUGUUCGCAGUAGGAUUUGGAAUUUAUGUCUUAUUGUUCAAAAGGAAGGAUUCAUCUAGCGGAAGAUGGAGCUUACGAAGAGCUCGAAAGACUCCAAUCGAGCCAGAUAACAUUUCGAAUACCGAAAUGAAAGAGCUCAGCAGUGAUGACAGAUCCAUAGUGGCAUAUAAUGGCGAAGUCUGUCCGAUUUGUUUGGGAGUACCGAAGAUUGGUGUGAAAGCUCCCUGCGGUCAUUUGUUAUGUGCGGAAUGCUUGGCGAAUUAUUGUGAUGUUAGAAUCGCACCUGCACCACCACCUUGUCCGUUAUGCAGAGCGCCGUUGAAUUCAGUGGCCUUAGUCUGUGACUUUGCUAUUCUAGGUCCGAAAAUGCUAGAUCCAAAUACUAUCAUGGUGCGAGAUUGGAUACGCGAGUAUAAUAAUCAUCGAGGUUUAAUGACGUCGGUACGGUCGAUUCUGACGACGCGACUUGUCCUUUUCUUUAAUAUCUUGACACUCUUUCUGAUUGUCGGAUUGAUUGCCGCGAGACUUCAGGUAAUGCCUUGGGAAAAUUGAAUGUCCGUGUGCUUACAUUACUAGUAUCGAUAAUUGUGUUAAUUAUAUGCGUCCAGUUCAAGAGCCAAGAAAAAGUUUCAGACAAAUUUAUCUCAAGAGAGCAAUCAAAUGAAUUAUGUGAAGAGUAAAAAUCUAUAAUUGGCAUGCGACAUUUUUGAAUUAUAAUGUGUAUAUUUCGUGCGGAAUAAUUAAUGACAUCAUUUAUCAAUGACAUGAUCAAUAUUGUCGAUGCAUUAAUUGUCGAUCCGAAUAAAAUUGUAAAUCAAGCAAA
Wasmannia auropunctata (little fire ant) is the source of this 1121-nucleotide messenger RNA. RefSeq names its product E3 ubiquitin-protein ligase RNF170-like. Lineage: Eukaryota; Metazoa; Arthropoda; Insecta; Hymenoptera; Formicidae. The transcript has 5 exons. Bases 197 to 850 code for a protein of 217 amino acids. The record is from RefSeq and is a predicted model, not a curated record. Gene Ontology annotation, molecular function: ubiquitin protein ligase activity.